Cynara cardunculus var. scolymus (artichoke) is the source of this 378-nucleotide messenger RNA. Its product is annotated as mitochondrial import receptor subunit TOM20-like. Lineage: Eukaryota; Viridiplantae; Streptophyta; Magnoliopsida; Asterales; Asteraceae. The record is from RefSeq and is a predicted model, not a curated record. Gene Ontology annotation, molecular function: protein binding. The transcript is spliced from 3 exons. Gene Ontology annotation, cellular component: mitochondrial outer membrane translocase complex. Gene Ontology annotation, biological process: protein insertion into mitochondrial outer membrane. The coding region runs from base 66 to 305 and encodes 79 amino acids.
UAACAAGAUGGGGUGGAGCUUUGCUGGAAUUCUCCCAAUUUGGAGAUAUCAAGGAAUCAAAGAAGAUGCUUCAAGAUGUUGUGUCAAAAUUGGACGAGGCAUUGGCUAUCAAUCCUGCAAAACAUGAGGCUCUGUGGUGCUUAGGGAAUGCCCACACUGCUAACGCUUUUCUAACCCCGGACCAUGAUGAGGCUAAGAUUCAGUUUGAGCAAGCAUUUCAAUGUUUCGAAAAGGCUGUAGAAGAGUGUCCUGGGAAUGAACAUUAUCUCCAAUCUUUGGCAUCCUGUGCUAAGGUAUUCAACUAAAUUUGUUAACUUGUUUCUCUUUGUGGUUUCUUAUCAGUUGUUCUAGGUUAGGUGUCUUGCUAAUAUUGUUAUA